Lineus longissimus is the source of this 3675-nucleotide messenger RNA. RefSeq names its product intraflagellar transport protein 56-like. Gene Ontology annotation, biological process: intraciliary anterograde transport; intraciliary transport involved in cilium assembly. Gene Ontology annotation, molecular function: intraciliary transport particle B binding; protein binding. NCBI's taxonomy places the organism in Eukaryota, Metazoa, Nemertea, Pilidiophora, Heteronemertea, Lineidae. Bases 132 to 1832 code for a protein of 566 amino acids. Gene Ontology annotation, cellular component: ciliary base; ciliary basal body; intraciliary transport particle B. The record is from RefSeq and is a predicted model, not a curated record. The transcript is spliced from 17 exons.
UCCUGUUUCCAGCGUAAACAUACUUUUUGCCUGUCAAGAAGCUGCUUUGUUCCUAGCAGUUUGUCCUCUUCUCAUCCCAAAUUUUUGAAUCUUUAUUUAACGUAAAGGGAUCGCAUUUAAAGGCAGUCAAGAUGAUGCUCUCACGCUCAAAGCCAGCGACCCAGACCAGUACCUCAACUCCUGCCAAAGAAAACAAGAAGAAAAAGAAGAUGCCUAAACUUGAUGACUUUCUGGCUGCGAGGGACUAUACUGGUGCAAUCACUCUGUUGGAGUUCAAUCGUAACAGUGGUAAAGGAAAUGACGAAACAGAUCUGUGGAUAGCAUAUUGUGCUUUUCAUCUUGGAGAUUAUAAGAGAGCUAUGGAGGAGUAUGAGAGGUUGACACGGCGUGAUGGGUGCCACCCAGAUGUCUGGACUAACUUGGGAUGCUGCUACUUCUUCCUUGGCAUGUACCCAGAGGCUGACGAAGCUGGCGCUAAAGGUCGUAUGGAGCAUGGGGAUGAUGGGACAGACCAAGCCCCGAAGAGCCGUCUUCAGAACCGCUUGUUGUUCCAUCUGUCUCACAAAUUCAACGACGAGAAGAGGUUGAUGGGUCACCACCAGGGUUUACAGGAUAUGAUCGAGGACCAGCUGUCAUUGGCUUCCAUUCAUUACCUGAGGAGUCACUAUCAGGAGGCGAUUGAUAUCUACAAGAGAAUAUUACUAGACAACAGGGAAUUUCUGGCGCUAAAUGUUUAUAUUGCACUUUGUUACUUCAAGUUAGACUACUAUGACGUCUCAAUGGAAGUUUUAGCUGUGUAUCUGCAACAGUUCCCUGACAGUGCCAUUGCCUUGAAUCUGAAAGCCUGCAAUCACUUUAGGCUGUACAAUGGAAAAGCAGCUGAGGCCGAGUUAAAGGCUUUACAGGAUAUGGCAUCACCCUCCUUCAUGUUUGCACGCGAUCUCAUCAAACACAAUCUGGUGGUGUUCCGUGGUGGCGAGGGUGCCCUCCAAGUGUUACCCCCUCUUAUUGAUGUCAUCCCAGAAGCUAGACUUAACCUUGUCAUCUACUACUUAAAACAAGACGACAUAUCGGAAGCAUACAAUCUGAUCAAAGACCUGGAGCCGACCACACCUCAGGAAUACAUACUGAAGGGAGUGGUCAAUGCUGCACUUGGACAGGAACAGGCAUCACGUGAACACUUGAAGAUUGCCCAGCAGUAUUUCCAGUUAGUUGGCGGCUCUGCCAGUGAAUGUGAUACGAUCCCCGGUCGACAGUGCAUGGCUUCCUGCUUCUUCCUCCUCAAGCAGUUCGAAGAUGUGCUUAUCUACCUCAACUCAGUCAAGAGUUACUUCUACAAUGAUGACAUGUUCAACUUCAACUAUGCCCAGGCGAAGGCAGCAGUUGGCAACUUCAAGGAAGCUGAGGAGGUGUUCAUGCUCAUCCAAAGUGAUAAGAUCAAGGGUGACUACACGUAUCUCAGCUGGUUGGCUAGGUGUUACAUCAUGAACAGGAAGGCGCGACUGGCGUGGGAGCUAUAUCUGAAGAUGGAAACCUCAGGAGAAUCAUUCAGUCUCCUGCAGCUGAUUGCCAAUGACUGCUACAAGAUGGGUCAGUUCUACUAUGCUGCCAAGGCAUUUGAUGUUCUGGAGAGGCUUGACCCAAAUCCUGAGUACUGGGAAGGCAAGCGAGGAGCGUGUGUGGGCGUGUUCCAACUCAUCAUUGCUGGACAUGAACCAAGGGAUAAGCUGCGGGAGGUCAUGCAAAUCUUGCGCAACACAAGUAACCCACAGGUUGAGUACAUCGUCCGGACGAUGAAAAAGUGGGCCAAAGAUAACCAGAUGAAUAUCUGAGCUGCUGCUGCUGCUGCUACAUAAGAGACUGAGAUUAACAUCCCAUCAUCUGAUGAUACACCAUCCACUCAAAAUAUUCAUGCCAUUUGUUUAUUUGGGAGUCAUCCAAACUGAUCACAAUUUCUUUUAUGAGAAUCUUGGGCACACUGUCCGAGAAUACAGUCCGUCCAAAUGAUGGUGUCCUCUUUAAUGUCCUUGUUCACCACUUUCUUGGUUAAUAAUGAUCAUAUUUGGAUGAUUCCUACUUCAUUAUAAUGUAAUGCAUUUGACUUAUGGACUGCAAAAGCACCACAUGGCUUUCUUGUACACUUACUUACAUAUAUGAUAUGGUGAAUUCUAUACCUUCCGCUACCUUUAACUAUGGAGCUUUGUGUGUGCUUUGUUUAUGCUUUCCAUAAAUCUGUCUUUCUGAAACUUUUGACCUGAAUAUGGUCAGUUUAUAUAUGCACCUUAUGUUUCUUACUGCUUGUGACUUGUAAUAUAGUUUUUUUCAGAUUUCGCAACCCAUUUUCUAGAACACACCACAUCUUGUCUUGACAGUGAAGACCCUGCACAAAACUCAACUGUAAAAAUCAACACCAUAUCUUUGAAUUUUGGCUUUUUGCAGGGAAACAUUGCGAGAUGUGGUGGUAAUGCUGAGAAACACAGGCAACCCACAAGUAGAGUAUAUUCUGAGAGUCAUCAAGAAAUGGGCAAAAGAGAACCGCAUUCCACUGUAAACUUGCUGGUGUGUUCUCGUAUUAACCUCGCCCUAUGUUGUCAAUCUGCAUUCUGGAAUGAGGUUGUGUAAUGUAGGCUGUUGUUCAGUCCUUCUCCGCUUACCAUGAAAGCAUUGGAAGUGUACAUCUCGGUGAAUACAAUUGCGACCUUAUGUGAAUUUCUUUGAUGGACUGCCUCUGACUGCAUCGACUUCUGUCCACCUCAGUACAACUACAAGCUUUUUGUGGUCCAUGAGUUGUUGUGUGUUUUGUCCCAAAAAUCUUCAUCUAAUUGUGUGACCCAUUGUGUACAUGUACUGUACUGUCCCUUUCUAGAGCACAAGCCCAAUGUCGUUGAAAGAACUCAUUGUGUGAGUUACAUGUACUGUGAACCUAUUUGUAGUGGGGUCUGUUGCUAAUGGUGAACAAGUCGACAGGCAGCAACAGCUUGCCUGUAGACUACCUUUGAUGAAGCCACUUUAUAUAACAACCAGCUUGAACCUUCAAGGGUUGAAGUGUCCCUUUGAUGUACAUGUAUCAACUCAUAUUGCCAAGUUUCAAAUCAUAAUUCCGUCCAAAUGGUGUCCCUCUGUGAGUCUUAAGAAAAUGAGAGAAGUGUGGCUUGCAUUGAGCAGUGUUACCAGAGAUUAAAAAAGUUGAAGACCUUUACGAAGGAGUUCAUCCUUCCAAAGUGGCCUGCCUUUUCCAAAGCUGUUACAAGUUCCUAGCAUCUUGAAAGUCUUGUAAAUACAGUACAACCUCUCUAUUGCGAACACCAUAUUUCAUAUUCGAUUUAGUUUUUCCAAAAAGUGGAUUCAUGUGUAUAAACACGGGGGUCGUGAACCCUACAUAUUACAUUAUUCCAUUUAGUUUUAAAUAUUAACUAUUUCAAAUAAUUUGAUGCCAUUUAUAUGCAAACUUGAAAUUGCUUUAUUGUAAUACCUUAUGGCAUUUUCUAGUGGAGGUAAUAUUAAUUUGCCAACAUUUACAUAUGCAGGUUAUGUUGGUACGCUACAUACUACAUAGACAGCGUACGUACAUGUACAUCCUUAAUUCGUUGUAUUCUAGGAGGUUCUACUCUAUGUAGUAUUUUUGUACAUUGUCAAUGUAUGUAAUGUUUAUUACAAUAAAUUAUGUGAACUCAA